GGCAGGCCCGCCGGGAGCGAUUGCUCCAGUCUGGCCCAUCCGCAGAGCGGGAAAAUUUUCAAUCAGCCUGGCGGCCACAGCAAACCGCCACACUCUUCACAACCUUGACCAGCAUCCGCUUUUUCAGGCUUUUAUAUCUCGGACUCCCGGCACCACACGAGUGGAAGCGAAGAAGUUCAAGCCGCCGCCGCCGCCAUGUCUGAGGCUUAUUUCCGGGUAGAGUCGGGGGCGCUGGGGCCUGAGGAAAACUUUCUAUCCUUGGACGACAUCCUGAUGUCCCACGAGAAGCUCCCGGUGCGCACAGAGACCCCCAUGCCUCGCCUCGGCGCUUUCUUCCUGGAGCGGAGCGGAGGGCCGGAGACUGACCACGCGAUCCCUCAGGGCUCAAAGCUUGAACUCCCCUUGUGGCUGGCAAAGGGACUUUUUGACAACAAGCGGCGGAUCCUUUCCGUGGAACUCCCCAAGAUCUACCAACAAGGUUGGAGGACGGUGUUCAGUGCCGACGCCAAUGUGGUGGACCUCCACAAGCUGGGGCCACAUUUCUAUGGGUUUGGCUCCCAGCUCCUGCAUUUCGACAGUCCAGAGAAUGCAGACAUUUCCCAGUCUCUCCUGCAGACAUUCAUUGGACGUUUUCGCCGCAUCAUGGACUCCUCCCAGAAUGCUUACAAUGAAGACACUUCAGCACUGGUAGCCAGGCUGGAUGAGAUGGAGAGGGGCUUGUUUCAAACAGGACAGAAAGGACUGAAUGACUUCCAGUGUUGGGAGAAGGGGCAGGCUUCUCUGAUCACAGCCUCCAGCCUCGUUCAGAACUAUAAGAAGAGAAAACUGACUGACAUGGACGACUGAAGGCCAGAAGAACACAGAAGUGCUCCUGUUGGAGGGAACCACUCUGUGUGUCCUUGAUAGGAGCCUUGCUGACCUUCUAUAGGACCAGAACCGUGUCCCAUGUCAUGGCUUAUUUCCUGCAGCAGUCCGUGUGGGAAAGGAUGUGCUGUAGGAGGUCCUUGACCUAUGAGGCAUAUGAGAUUAUCCCAACCUGCUGACCCACAGCCCAGGCCUACUUAACCCAUGAACCCCCAGCUGGAGAGAAACCAAAGUCCCUUAUAAAGAAGGAUGGUUAAUACAUGCAUCGCAGUACAGUUGGAACUGGGAUCCCUUGUGCCUGGGAGUGUAAUAGCCUCCAAUUGUCCAGUUUCACUAGCUCCACAGGACAGGUACAAAUGGGCCAUCUUCGCCUGCUCACAGAUGUUCACGUGAGCGUAACUGCUCCAUCUUCCUCAUGGGUGCUCAGAGGACAGCAGUCAGCCCUAGGAUGUCAGCCUUACUUGUGUCCCCUGCCUGUGGGGAGUUACCCCAAGCCAAGAAUAAAGAAGAAAAAGGAACAGGCAGAUGAAUGGUGGGACUUUUACUGAAGGGGCUUUUACACAUUGCCUUCCUCCUCUGGAGCCAGGGCUUUGGGGUCUAGGUGCACAAAGCUCUGCAGGCAGCCUGGAGGGGAAAUGGUUAACCUGAGCCUGGCUUUUGUCUUGAGAUCUUCAGAGCCACCAGCACAGCAGUUCCUUCCCUCCCUAGAGCAGCUGUCAGGGAGUCAUUUGGAAUCGCAAAGUAAUUAUUAAAGGGCGUGUACCAGCUCUUCUUAUAUUGAAAACCAGACUUUAGGGUGGCUGGUUAGGAAGGGCCCCAUUUGAGAAGCUUCACGGGGCAAAUGUAAGUAGGUAGGAGACCUUGACGCUGUUUUCCCUCUUCAGUAAAUUCGGCAGCACCAUUACCUACAGGAUUCCUGACCAUGUACCGAGGAUCUGUUUCAGCAAGCACAGAGCUCUUCCCCGGAGAUCAAGGCGGAAACCUUGGCUUGAGUAAGAAGCUUUGUUCCCUGCAGGCCACCCCAUUUGAAGGAUAGUUGUCUCUACGCUGACUUCCCAUGAGUGACAACUAUCUUUGUCAUUAGAAAUUAUAGAGGGAUUUGGGGAUCCAAAUUGUGCAGAUGUCUCCCUGCAAACUUAGAAUGCCAGAAUGGCUUUUUAAAUGCAUGUUUUAAGAUGGAAACAGUGUUUUUAUAAUUUGAUUUUGUUGCUAAAUAAAUGAUCGGUUUUGCACAUGAA
Messenger RNA from Lutra lutra (Eurasian river otter), 2102 nucleotides. It is a transcript of the gene GINS3, whose product is annotated as GINS complex subunit 3. Lineage: Eukaryota; Metazoa; Chordata; Mammalia; Carnivora; Mustelidae. Gene Ontology annotation, biological process: mitotic DNA replication initiation. The transcript is spliced from 3 exons. Gene Ontology annotation, cellular component: GINS complex. The record is from RefSeq and is a predicted model, not a curated record. The coding region runs from base 196 to 846 and encodes 216 amino acids.